AGGGAAAACAACAACCUACAAAGGAAAAUCCCCGAUUAAACAUCGUUCAUCCGUAGCGAUAUAUAGUAUUAUUUGCUUAGUCGGAACGAAUUUGCUUGGGGCAGCAACCACAAGCAGCUGAAGUACUGGAACUUGCGCAUGUAAACAGAUGCAUAUUCGUCAUAUGUUGGGUCGUGAUAUGAGACCGGGCUGCACUUUCAUUCGACACCGAUCGUCUUCGUACUUUGUGAUCCGAAUUUCCACCAGAAGAAGAUAGACUGUCGGUCCGUUAACGUGUCUCCGCAGAACCAGAAAACGUCUUAGUGUUGUGUGAUCGUGUCGAUUAGUUAUCCUUAAAAAUGUCGAACGCAGAUUUACCCGCCGUGUUGAACAAACUGUUCAGCCACAUCGAUGCCAAUAAGAGCAAGUAUAUCGAUGCACUGAGGGAAGCGGUGGCGAUAAAGUCGGUGUCGGCCUGGCCAGAAUCACGGCCGGAAAUUUUUCGCAUGGUGGACUGGGUUGCGGAAAGAUUGCGGAAACUUGGGGCAACAGUUGAGCUGGCAGACGUCGGCAAACAGAAGCUGGCUGACGGCCGUGAACUCGACCUACCGAAGGUCAUCCUCGGCGUACUGGGAACAGACCCAGCGAAAAAGACCGUGUGCCUUUAUGGUCACUUGGAUGUACAACCUGCAAUAUUAGAGGACGGUUGGGCAACGGAACCCUUUGUGCUGACAGAAAAAGAUGGCAAACUAUUUGGACGUGGUUCCAGCGACGACAAGGGACCGGUUCUGGGAUGGCUGCACGCAAUCGAAGGUUACCAGGCAAUUGGGGAACCACUCCCGGUCAAUCUGAAAUUCGUGUUCGAAGGCAUGGAAGAGUCUGGUAGUGAGGGCCUUGAUGAGCUACUGUAUGCUCGUCAGAAAGAUUUCCUUUCCGACGUGGACUAUGUUUGCAUUUCCGACAACUACUGGCUUGGAACGGACAAACCUUGUAUUACGUACGGACUACGCGGUAUUUGCUACUUCGAAGUUGAAGUUGGUUGCGCUCAUAAGGAUCUUCAUAGCGGCGUAUUCGGCGGCACCGUGUACGAAGCGAUGAACGAUUUAGUGUAUCUACUCGGCACGUUGACGGACAGUGAAGGACGCAUUCUGAUUCCGAAAAUCUACCAGGAAGUGGCCCCUCUUCUUCCGAACGAGCAGGCCAUUUACGAUGCUAUUCACUUCGAUGUCGGCAGUUACCGGGCGGAACUUGGAGCGCGCAAGCUGAUGCAUAAGGAGGACAAGACGAAGAUUCUCAUGCACCGUUGGCGUCAACCAAGUCUUUCGAUUCACGGCGUAGAGGGUGCAUUUUAUGAACCUGGUCAGAAGACAGUCAUUCCAAAGAAGGUCAUUGGAAAGUUUUCGAUCCGAAUCGUGCCAAAUCAGACGCCCGACCUUACGGAGCGUUAUGUGCGAGAGUAUCUAACAGAGAAGUGGGCCCAACGCGGUUCACCGAAUCAUUUUGCGGUGCGUAUGGCUCAUGGUGGUAAACCGUGGACGGAAGAUCCAAAUCAUCCGCACUAUCAGGCGGCCCGAACAGCUACGAAGCACGUAUACAACGUUGACCCGGAUAUGACUCGAGAGGGAGGAUCGAUUCCUGUUACGCUAACGCUACAGCAAACGACGGGCAAGAAUGUGUUGCUGCUUCCCAUGGGUGCAUCGGACGAUGGAGCACAUUCGCAGAACGAAAAGAUCGAUGUGCGCAACUAUAUCGAAGGGACUAAACUGCUUGGUGCUUACUUGUACGAGGUAUCGCUUAUCGGUGGCGAAUGAUCAUAUCGCUGUUGAUCAUCCAACUGCAAAAGUAAACCUGGUUACACAUCACGACUCCUUCACUCCCCGUUCUAUCAUCACUUAUAUUGUGAUCGUUAUCCAGCAAUGGUCUGUCGUCGAGUGUGAAAUAAUAAUAAAAUAUUCAGCACGUUCGUUUAACUAAA
Messenger RNA from Anopheles funestus (African malaria mosquito), 1954 nucleotides. RefSeq names its product cytosolic non-specific dipeptidase (gene Cndp2). Bases 339 to 1790 code for a protein of 483 amino acids. Gene Ontology annotation, biological process: proteolysis. Lineage: Eukaryota; Metazoa; Arthropoda; Insecta; Diptera; Culicidae. The transcript is spliced from 4 exons. Gene Ontology annotation, molecular function: metallodipeptidase activity. The record is from RefSeq and is a predicted model, not a curated record.